Brassica oleracea var. oleracea is the source of this 1974-nucleotide messenger RNA. RefSeq lists its product as uncharacterized. The record is from RefSeq and is a predicted model, not a curated record. The coding region runs from base 1 to 1974 and encodes 657 amino acids. Gene Ontology annotation, molecular function: cysteine-type peptidase activity. Gene Ontology annotation, biological process: proteolysis. The transcript is spliced from 6 exons. NCBI's taxonomy places the organism in Eukaryota, Viridiplantae, Streptophyta, Magnoliopsida, Brassicales, Brassicaceae.
AUGUAUGUUUCUGAAGCUCAAUCACGGGAUUAUCCUCCAAGACUUUACCCUGAAGGGUCUUCUAAUCUAGAAGGUAAAAAUAUUAAUCACAGUUUCCAUUUAGGAGAAUUCCAUCACGUUAGAGAAGCAAUAGGACGUGAUGUGUUGGAACAGGAGAAGUCUCCUAUUGGAGUAAUUGCUAAGCUAGCUGCACGCAAAAGCGUGUGGUCUGCGUUUUCGGAGGAGUUGAAUCUGCCUCUUGGGAUGGGACCCAAGUUAGAUGAACUGAAGCCAGCAUUAGAGGUCUGUCAGUCUUGGACUUUUGGAAAGCGUAAAUGGUUGGGGUUGUUACUUCUUCAAGCCACGAGACUUUAUGCUUUGCAUCAUAAUUCUAGGAUACCAUUUGAAAGUGCAAAAAGAGUAUUCGACAAUGAAGCCAUGAUGUUGUAUCCAUGGGGUCGGACUGCAUAUGAAGUUCUUGUUGACUCCAUUAAAAUGUUGGAUCCACAAGGAGGGUCAUACACAAUAAGCGGCAUGAAGGACGUGUUAAUGGUUUGGGUGUAUGAAUCUGUCACUUGCUUUGAAGAGCAAUUUGGGAGAGUGGUCAAUAGUGAAGACAUUCCGCUUUUGCGAUGGGGUGGAAAGCGUACCCGUGCAAGUUUUACUAAAUUGUCCUCUGAGGAGAUCAAAGAUCAUGGCGAGGUGCGUGUGAGGAAAAUGAUUAUGAAGGACUCAGUUGAAGAGAUGUUUUCUCAAUGGAUGAGUGAAGAUGACGACCCACAACUCAUUAACUUGAUAACAUACACACAUGGAGAGGAUCUUGAUAAGGCUUCAGAGGUGAAAAAGACUUUGGUUGAUGAGUUUGGUAGUGCCAUUGCAACACGUGCUAAAUCUGCUGCAACACCUGCUAAAGCUGCUGCAACACCUGAGGCUAAAGUUGCUGCAACAGCUGAUAAAGAUGCUGCUCUUGAUUCAAUUAUUGUUUCUCCUGCUAAAGGUGCUAAGGAUGCUAAGGCUGGUAAGGAAGGAGGCCGCAUGGGCAAUCCAAAACAGAAGGAUGAUGAGGCUGUGUUAACAAAGAAGGAGGCCGCUGCUAAGAAGAGGGAAGAGGCUGCGUUAAAGAGGAAGGGGGCGACUGAGAAAAAAAAACAUGAUGAGUUAAAGAAGCAAGAAGCCGCUGCUAAGAAGAAGGAGGCUGAGUUAAAGAAAGUAAAGAUUAAGACGCCGAGUGGGGACAGUAGCAUUGCGGAAGUGACCGACGAAAUUCUCGCGGCACAUAACGAAUUGUUGCCGGAGUCUGAUGUCGAGGAAGAGGAACUGAUUAGAUAUGCCAGAAUAAAAGAUUACCAGGAGAGAAGUGUUCAAUUAUCUCCACAGGGGUGUGCAUUGAUGGACGUUUCUUCAGCACCAGUUUUUCCUUACAUUGGAGACAAUGGAACGACGUGCAUGAGGAAGAAGUUUGAGCCUUCAUCACAUGUCACUGCGUAUAUGAAAGUCCUCGUUGGAAGGUCCAUGCGAGAUCCCAACCCUUUCUGGUCCAAGCGCAUUGCCUUUAUUCACCCUUGGUUCUUCACUGUAUGGGUUCACGAUUACAAGCAGUUCAAGAUAAAACCUACUCUGAUGAAGUUCAAAGGCACUGGUUAUGAAUAUUUAGCAAAUGGUAAUAUUCCCGAUGAAUGUCAAACAAACUUGAAGUGGUUUGAAGAUGUGGAUCACUUGUACGGAGUGCUUCAAGUUAGUGGCGAUCACUGGGUGGCGUUUCACGUGGAUCUGAAGAAGGAGAAGAUUGAUGGCUACGAUCCAAUCAUUGGACAUGUAGCACCCGAAAGUGAGAAUAGGAUGAUAAAUUCAUUUAGGCCGCUAACACAAAUGCUCCCUGUGAUGUUGUAUGAUAUUAUUCCUGCCAAUCUCCGAAAACCUAGUAAAAAGCAGUUCGCGUUCAGAAGGAGGAAAGACAAAAAAUAUUCCACAAAAAACCCAAAUUGGCGAUUGUGA